UCUGUCUCCCCUCCCACUCCUCUUCUAAGGGCUACCCACUUUCUCAUCUCAAUUCAGAGCUGGGGGUUUGGGAAAUGAAAUGACCCUUUUAUCUGUCUCUUUCUGUAUCUCUUCCCUUGUUAUACUUCUCCUUCCAAAAUCCCACCUCUAAUCUCUCUCUCUCUUCUCUCUAUUCUCUCUCAGCUCCCCUGAGUCUUUGUGUGUGUCACUUGAAAUUGUGUAAGAUAUAGUCGAUGACAGCUCCGAACAUGGCGACGAUCGCUGCAUCUCUGGAGCGGUCUCUGCAAAACUGUUCCUUAAACCACCGCCAGACCACCAUCGCCGGCGGUGGCGGUAACGGUAGCCGUAGCAGUCAAGGGUCGAGUCAUGUUGGGAUGCGAAGGUCGUCGUCAACCUCAUCAACCUCAGACGAUGCGCAGCAGAAUCAAUUCAUGCCCGACAACAACAAUGAGGACACGGCUCUGGAGCUCAACUCCCAUGUCUCGCUUCCCUACCAUUGGGAACAAUGCCUCGAUUUAAAGACGGGUGAGAUUUACUACAUAAAUUGGAGGAACGGAAUGAAAGCGAAAGAAGAUCCUAGAACAGCAGCACAAUACAGCGGAGACUGUUACUACUCGGAUGAUGAUGAUAAUAGCUCCUAUGAUAGCGAAGAGUCUUCGACUGAGUCGUCUCCAUCUUCUUCAAGAGAGAGAGAGCCCUAUAAUAAUCAGCAGCAGAAGGAAUCAGAUCAGAAUAAUAAGCAGGACCAUGUUCUGGUUGUGGCUGGCUGCAAAUCGUGUCUCAUGUAUUACAUGGUCCCCAAACAGCACGAGGAUUGCCCCAAAUGCAGUGGCCAGCUUCUCCACUUCGAUCGAUCCGAAAGCGGCUCACCAUGAUCAAUUACAUCCGUUCCCCUCUAGCCAUCUAUCGUUUUGUUUAGACCGAAAUGUGAGAGACAAAUCUGUUAGUGUGGUGGUUGUUAUUGUUGUUGUUCAUUUUUUCUGGGCCUAGCUAGCUAGCUAGCUUGUUUUGUCAAUUUGGGUUACGUUUGUUUUGGGAAGAAGCCAUGGGAGAGGCAAGAGAUGAGUCCUACACAGUGCCAGCAGCAGCAGGAGGAAGGAGAAGGAGAAGGAGAAGGAGAAGAGCAAGGUCAAUGGGAUUGGUAGAAGUAGAGAAAUUAUUUGGUAAUGAUUGCGACGUGUAGGUUUCUUCUCUUUUGUUCCAUGAUCUUUCUCCUUAAUUUAUUUUAACAUUUUUCUUUCUAAAUAUUGAACUAUAUUUUUAUUCCUUAUUAUAUAUUA
Molecule: messenger RNA, 1280 nt
Organism: Rosa rugosa (rugosa rose)
Lineage: Eukaryota; Viridiplantae; Streptophyta; Magnoliopsida; Rosales; Rosaceae
Product: protein CURLY FLAG LEAF 1
Exons: 2
Coding region: 234-875 (213 amino acids)
Molecular function (GO): protein binding
Source: RefSeq, a predicted model, not a curated record